Rhea pennata is the source of this 894-nucleotide messenger RNA. RefSeq names its product kazal-type serine protease inhibitor domain-containing protein 1-like. The record is from RefSeq and is a predicted model, not a curated record. Bases 1 to 894 code for a protein of 297 amino acids. Gene Ontology annotation, biological process: regulation of signal transduction; regulation of cell growth. Gene Ontology annotation, cellular component: extracellular region; interstitial matrix. Gene Ontology annotation, molecular function: insulin-like growth factor binding. The transcript is spliced from 4 exons. Lineage: Eukaryota; Metazoa; Chordata; Aves; Rheiformes; Rheidae.
AUGAAGCCCCCGGUGGUUAUAGCGGUGCUGGUAGUACUGCUGCAGGUUUCUCAGAGUUUCCCUCCCUUGUACCACAGAGGUUGGUGGAGAUUGCUAAGGGAAGGAGACAGUUGUGGAAAAUGCGAUUUGGCACUUUGCUCUAAGCCUGCACACUGUCCAGCUGGGACUGUACUGGAUCGCUGUGGCUGCUGUCCUGAAUGUGGAAAUGUGGAAGGUCAGAUCUGCGACUUGGACCAGGGCAAUCAUUUUUACGGGCAGUGUGGCGACAACCUGGAGUGCAGGUUGGAUGCUGAUGAAGCGAGGUUUGGGGAGGUGCCUGAACCCCAGUGCGUGUGCAAGUCUCAAGAGAGCGUCUGCGGACCUGAAGGGAAAACCUAUGAGAACAUCUGUCAAUUCAACAAGGCUUAUGCCACGAGAGGAAAUGUCAGCAUGAAACAUAAGGGACCAUGCGAAUCAGCUCCUGUGAUUUCUGUGCCACCUCAGGACACCCAGAAUUUCACAGGCAAUGAUAUCAUUUUUGGCUGUGAGGUGUCAGCCUACCCUAUGCCACACCUUGAAUGGAAAAAAAAGGGGAAUAAAAUGUUUCUGCCAGGCGAUGACGCCCAUAUCUCAGUACAGGCACGAGGUGGGCCUCAGAAGUAUGGUGUGACUGGCUGGCUGCAGAUUCAAGGCCUCAAAAAAUCAGAUGAGGGUGUCUACAUCUGCCAUACCAAAAAUAAGUAUGGUACAACAUAUGCCUCUGCAAGAUUGAAAGUCAUUGACGGUUCACCUUCCACAUUUGCAUUUACUGCCGGCAGUAAAAGUGCAAGCUACAACACUGAUUACGACGCCUAUUAUGACCACUCUGAAGAGGAGGAUGAGGAAGAAUAUGAAUCUGGAGAUUAUGAAAAUUGA